GCUCAUGGCGGCGGCGGCGGCUACGCGUUGCCCGCCGCGCGUGCGCAUUGGGCGGCUCGCCUCCGUUCCAGAGCGAAGCGCUGAGGGGAGAGAAGAAGAGGAGGAGGAGGAGGAGAAGAAAGGCGAGCAGUUGAAGCGGCGGCGGCGGCGGCGGACGCGGAAGCGGCCGGGGAGCCAAAAGCGACUCUCUUCCGAGGCCUCUCUCGGCGGCCUUCCGAACUUGUGUGCCGGAGGGGGGGAGCCGUUGUCUGAGGUGCCCGCCAGCGGGGCUCCCCUCAUGGCCGACGGCGGGAAAGGCGGAUACAGCGAACAUGACGACCGCGUGGCCACCAGCAACAGGCACUAUGCGCGGAGGAGAAAGGGCCGUGUCCCCUUCCGAGGAAAAAUGUACAGCGAGACGGGCUCUCAUCAGCGCAGUUGGAACAGUUCUGGGUCCGGUCCUCGUGGUUGGCCCGACGACGACGAUGACGACGUUCUCAUGAGCGAUGCUCACGAAGUGCUCCGAACACGCUACACUCCUUACGGGUCACGUCCGCACCGACCAGACCGAGGGAGUCCGAGCCUUAUGAAUGCCACCGUGAGACGAAAUCUGAAUAUUGGGGACCGUGCUCCUCCUCCUCCUCCUCCUCAGAAAGGGACAGGAAGCAGGAAGACCUGGUUCAGGAUUACGAUUCCUUACGGAAGAAAAUACGAAAAGAACUGGCUGAUGAAUGCCAUACACGAAACCUGCAGCGUCCCCUUCCACCCCGUGGAGUUCCACUGCGUGAAUAAUCGGGUUGUAUUCUACGUAGAAGACACUUCUGUGGCCAACGCCCUUAAGCAGACCUCUCGUAAAAUUUUGUCUCCGGAUGGAUACAAGGUGGCGAUACUUAUAAACACGUGCAAUCCGCCGAUGACCGUCCAGCAUGAACUGAAACCAGAAGAUAUUGAGCAUCUGAAGCAAUGUAUGAGCAAAAGGUACGAUAGCGCCAAUCAAGCUUUGGAUAUGAAAAAUAUCCACACAGAUCCCGAUCUGAUAGCCCAAAAUUGCGACAUUGUGUUGAACCGCCGAAACUGCAUGUUAGCUGUGCUGCAGAUCAUCGACGACAACAUCCCCGAGCUCCUCUCCCUCAACCUGAGUGACAACAAGCUCUAUCGCCUCGACGACAUGUCCGCGCUAGUUCAAAAAGCUCCCAACCUGAAGAUCCUCAACUUGUCUUGUAACCAGCUGAAGACCGAACACGAGCUGGACAAGCUGAAAGGCUUAAAGCUGGACGAACUCUGGCUGGACAGCAAUCCCCUGUGCGACGGCUUUCGGGACCGCUCCCUUUAUAUCAGCGCCAUCCGAGAACGGUUCCCCAAGCUGCUGCGGCUGGACGGUCAUGAGCUGCCCCCGCCGAUCUCGUUUGACGUUGAAACGCCGACUACUCUGCCUCCGUGCAAGGGCAGUUAUUUUGCCUCCGAAGGCUUGAAAAUGCUGAUCGUUCGCUUUUUACAACAAUACUACGCCAUCUACGAUUCUGGAGACCGACAAGGCCUGCUGGAUGCCUAUCACGAGGGGGCGUGCUGUUCGCUGAGCAUCCCGUUCUCCGGGAAUCACCCUUACAGCAGGACUCAGGGCAGUGAACAGACAAGGAACUGUUUGUCUGAAUAUUUCAAAAACAGCCGGAAUGUCAAGCGACUGAAGGAUCCUUCCCUGCGCUUCCGACUCCUCAAACACACUAAGCUGAACGUCGUGGCUUUCCUCAGCGAAUUACCCAAGACUCAGCACGACGUGAAUUCCUUCGUGGUGGACGUCUGCGCGCAAACGAAUUCGCUGUUAUGUUUUAGCCUGAGCGGAAUCUUUAAGGAAGUCGACAGCCGGUCUCGGGAGCUGGUGCGAGCCUUCACCCGGGUCUUCAUUGCCGUACCUGUGGGCCACAGCGGGUUGAGCAUCGUGAACGACCAGCUCUUCAUCCGCAAAGCCAACAACACGGAAAUCCGCAAAGCCUUCGUCAUGCCGGCCCCCACCCCAUCCUCCAGCCCCGUGCCCACCCCUUCCACUGAGCCCAUGCCCUCUUCGAGCCCCGGGCCCACCCUGACGGCCGAGCAGCAGGAAAUGUUGCAGAAUUUCUCCCUGCAGUCGGGCAUGAACCUGGAGUGGUCUCAGAAGUGCCUCAUGGACAACGAUUGGAACUACGCAAAAGCAGCUCAUGCCUACACCCAGCUGAAGGCUCAGCAGAAGAUCCCCGAAGUGGCGUUUAUCCACUGAGCGUCCAAACGACCAAAGUCGAUCCAGAGCAGCGUUUUUAUUGUUCGGAUAACCUGUUUGGGUUUUUUUUUUUCUUUUUUUGUAAAUAAAAAGUUUAUCCGUUGUAAAUUAAAAGAGACUCCUGCCCUGCUCCCAAUCAUGUGUGGGGGGGGGCUGAAACGCCGUGCCUCUUAAAACCUUUUUGCUGUUCGGGGUGGAGGUAGAAAAAAAAAAAACCGUGAGUUAUGCCGUAGUAGAAGACGACGCAGCUCCCGUUCCCAGCGCCGUCGGCAGCUGGAAGAGACGCUGAGAGAAGCCGGCGGCCGAGAAGACUAAAUUCAGAAGCCAGAGAGGAAAGAGAAAGGGGGAAAAAAAAAAAAAAACUCCCACCUUUUCUUUCCUCCAAUCCCUUUCCGUUCGGAAACAUCAAAUUUUUUAAGGAAUUAUUUUUGGCCAAUCCGUAAACCUUUCCCCCCCCCCCCCAUUAAAGCAUCCUUGUCUCGAAAGUCACGUUUCGUAUGCGCUGAGAUGGGUCAGCAGUGCUGCCAGCACUCUUUAAACUUUCAAACUGGGUUAAAGCUUCCCAAACCCUGUUAUUUUGUUUUUCCCCCCGAGCAUUAAGUUUCUUCGUUCCUAGGCGCACGCUCUCAAAUCGUAGCGUCUGUUGUUUUUCUUUUAAAGGAGAAGGCGGCUUGCGGGGGCCGUUCUAUCCCAACAAGCUCUACCUUCUGCGUUUUCCUACCAGUCCUUGGAAACACUCUGCCUAGUAAAGUUGUUAUUAAAAUCUUG
This is a messenger RNA of Pantherophis guttatus, 2998 nucleotides long. It is a transcript of the gene NXF1, whose product is annotated as nuclear RNA export factor 1. The record is from RefSeq and is a predicted model, not a curated record. Gene Ontology annotation, molecular function: RNA binding; protein binding. Gene Ontology annotation, cellular component: nucleus; cytoplasm. Gene Ontology annotation, biological process: poly(A)+ mRNA export from nucleus. Lineage: Eukaryota; Metazoa; Chordata; Lepidosauria; Squamata; Colubridae.